Cuscuta campestris is the source of this 1382-nucleotide messenger RNA. NCBI's taxonomy places the organism in Eukaryota, Viridiplantae, Streptophyta, Magnoliopsida, Solanales, Convolvulaceae. The record is from the annotation of a GenBank genome assembly.
UUGAAGAGAUUGUACAUGUGAAAGAGAACAGCGGAGUCUAUGUUGGGAAACCACGCUUGGAUUGGGCAGCGGAAAACAAAAAAUUUAAUGUCCAAACAUCGUUUCCAUCCAAGACCUCUUAUGAAGAUUAUAAGUUAUUUCUCUUAGACCCUAGGUUCCAUAACCCAACAUUGAUGCUCUCGUUGAGAGUGUCGGACACAUCAAGUGUGCUCUAAGAAUGGCUGGAUCAAGAAGAGUUACCAGGUCAUCCGCCGCCAACGUUGGUAGCGGCCUCCGGUUGACUGUGACGGUGCCAACCAGCGCGUGUCAAGAUGAUUUGGUCAUUAGCCUCAACGAUGUCACUAGCCAGAAUACCACCGAUCUUCGUCACCGCAUUCCAAGGAAACGAGCAGCGAACGUGGGAGGAUCUCAGCAGCCCAAUCAGCAGGUUCCGGUCCAUGGUACCAGUGUGCUGACCCAAAAAUUGUGCAUGGGGGAGGAGAACACGACAACAAAGGAGCAAGUCGUUCCCAGCAGCGGGACAAUGGCAAGGCCCCAGAGCGACAGGCAACUCAAAAGCAAACUAGCCGCCGAGACAAGGACACGGAAAAGGGUGCUGAGGGCAGCUUUACCGGAUAGCUUCCAGAUGCUGCCGAUACCCAGGUAUGACAGAAUCCCCGACCCGCAGGAGCAUUUCAACCGGUACCAAACCCUCAUGAAUGUUGUGACGUUCUCUGAGGAAGUCCUUUGCAAAUCGUUCCCGUCAACUCUCAACGAGCUGGCUGCAGAAUGGAAAAGGUCAGACGAGCCGUUGAGGGAGUUUCUGGCGAGAUGGAAGCUGGAGACCACUAAGGUCUAUGGUGCAGACAAGAAAACGAGAUUGUCUACUUUCUACCUGGUCUUGCGGUCGGGUGAUGUCAUCAGCAUUUCCUCCACUGCCGCAUUUCAGACAUCCAAUGAUCAAUUCCAGUUAGAGCUUGUAAUCAUUCUCCAGAUCUCCUUUCUUCGCUUGACCAGUGUGAGCUUUUUUGGAAAUCCCAAUCUCGUUCCAGUUGAGAGUCUUGGGAGAGAGCUUCCCAAUGUCAAUCCCAAAUUUGGGCAGAUGAAGCUUGGUUCUCAACUGUUUCUGUGAAAUUUUCACUUCUUUGUCUCCUACAGUGGAGUGAAUGAUUUGCGUAGACUUUGUGGGGUCUCUUUUGGAUUGGGAGGUUUGGAUUUUUCCAUUGGUGUAGAACUCCAUAACAUCCUCUUCAUAUUUGGUAUGAAUUACUAACGUUAUUUGCAGGAAGAAAUCAAACGCCAAAUCCCUCCUCACUUAAUUAGCAUCACCAAGAUGUGCUCCUACGGGUUUAGAAAUAAUUGUGUAAAGGUAAUGAUAUAUUUAAUAAUUUACUUAUUCCCUU